Molecule: messenger RNA, 1243 nt
Organism: Symsagittifera roscoffensis
Lineage: Eukaryota; Metazoa; Xenacoelomorpha; Acoela; Convolutidae
Product: syntenin-1-like
Exons: 6
Coding region: 93-1022 (309 amino acids)
Cellular component (GO): cytoplasm; plasma membrane
Molecular function (GO): protein binding
Source: RefSeq, a predicted model, not a curated record
AACAGUUGGUUAGAUUACAAUUAAUUAAUCUCAUAGUUUGUCUCAAUAGUUCAACCGUGUCCUGUCUUUUUCAGAUUUUAUUCAUUUAAAUCAUGUCGCUCUACCCGACUCUCGAAGACAUGAAGGUGUCUAAAAUGGAACAGGCACAGUACGUGGCUCCUCCUUCGUACGGCAGUGGCUCUUUUGCAUCCGCUCCACUCUACCAGCAUGCAAUUGCUAGUGCACCUGCUGCCGGCUAUGAUGCGUCAGCCUACACUUUCAGCAUGCACGCACCUCCGUCGUCCUCUUCUGCCGGACAGUCACUCUACCCAACUGUGGAUGACUACAUGGGACUGAGUCUACAGAGUUACAGGAGUCCAGCUGCGCCAGCUUCUGGACAAGUGAGUGAGAGAAUGGAGUACUCCAGGGCACCAGUGUCCUCGCAGAAUGUCCAGGGCAUCAAGAGAGCCCUCAUUCGGCCAGGUGUUUCGGAGGUUACUCUGUGCCACGACAACAAAGGAACUGUCGGACUCAAGUUCCGAGACCUCAACAAGGGUGUGUUUGUGCAGUUUGUUGCGGAAGAUAGUCCGGCUGCCAUGGCGGGGGUGAGGUUUGGAGAUCAGCUGCUCACAGUGAAUGACGAGGUGGUGGCUGGAUACUCGGCCGACAAAGUGCACAAACUCAUUAAGAAGGCCGGUCCCAAUAACAUCCGAUUGGCUAUGCGCGACAGACCAUUUGAGCGCAUUAUAACCCUAACGAAGGACUCCGGAGGACUGACUGGGUUCGGUUUCACAGACGGGAAGAUUGUGAGUAUCUUGAAGGAGUCGAGUGCCGCGAGGAACGGGGUGGUGACUGACCAUCAGCUGGUUGAAGUGGACGGACGCAAUGUUAUUGGACUGAAGGACAAAAUAAUCACCAAGUAUAUUGAGGAGGCAGGACCCGUUGUCACGCUCACUCUAAUGCCCUCGGAAAUAUAUGAUCACAUGAUCAAAAAAAUCGGAUCUUUGAUCAAAUCGAUGGAUCACUCAGAACCCUCUUGUUGAGUUUGACUUGAAGAUGAUUGAGUGACAGGAACGAAAGGGACAUGGCGACUUCGAGUCAAACGAAUAAUUCCUUCAGUCUUCUUUGGAUAUUCCCUGUUCAGUCGAAUUUCAAGUAACAAUUCGACCUUGUUAUAUUAGAGCUAGCAUGCUGUCACAUCCUAACUAAGUUAACAAUACCAGGGGCGGAUCUCUGAUUUUUUGAAGGGGUUGAUAUUUUUCAA